GUUUAUUCUACUAGCUUUUCAUAAUGGCCUCCCCACUCAUCACAAGGACAUCAGCUGCAUUUUUACGUUCUACACAACGACCUCUCGGUAUUUUUGCACGAUUCAACUCUUCUAAUUCUAAAGACAUUCAACAUUUGGCUCAAGAGCCUCUCAGGACUGUAGAAAACCUUUCAGGAGCACCAGAGGAAUUAUUGGACAGAACUGUUCGAAUUUUCAGACCUGCUCGUUCAUCUCCUCAACAAGGUAAAAAUGGUACAAGACUUUGGCGUAUCGAAUUUGAUAUUUUAGAAGAAGGAAAUAGAUGGGAAAACCCUUUAAUGGGUUGGGCUUCUAGUUCGGAUUAUCAACAAGCUUUAGCAUUGAAGUUCUUUUCUAAAGAAGAUGCUAUUCGUUUUGCCGAAAGACAAGGAUGGAAUUAUUAUGUUCAGGAACCUAAGGUUACAAAAUUCCUUAAGAAAUCAUAUGCUGACAAUUAUCUUUAUUCACCUACAAAAUUAAGAAUGAUCAAAACCAAAUAAAUUAUUUUAUUUUCUUUUCUUUUCUUUUUUAUAAAUGA
This is a messenger RNA of Cokeromyces recurvatus, 556 nucleotides long. RefSeq names its product ETC complex I subunit conserved region-domain-containing protein. The record is from RefSeq and is a predicted model, not a curated record. Bases 24 to 518 code for a protein of 164 amino acids. The transcript has 4 exons. Lineage: Eukaryota; Fungi; Mucoromycota; Mucoromycetes; Mucorales; Mucoraceae. Gene Ontology annotation, biological process: electron transport chain.